UAAGUACAAAACAUCCCUCAAAAUUGUUUGAACGACUGUCAUUCGAUGUUAAAUUCACGACGUUUAAAAAUGUAUAAACCCAAGCGCAGUGAGUAUUUUUGCCGUUUGAGAGAGGGGUAGGGUUUCGUUACACGUGCGUGACCAGUGACCAUCGAGAAGAGGAAAUGGCAGAAAGAAAGGGAGAAACGGACGAAAAGAGAAUGAAAGAGGAGCUGAAGCGUGGUUUAAGAUACGUGGAGCCUUUCGUUACAGCACUCGGUGCCUGGCCACUUGGACCCGAAUCGGCCACGUUUUUAAAGAUAUUACAACCGUUCAUAACACCUGUAUGCUUUUGCCUGAUAUCGUUCACCACCUGGCCAGGUUUUUAUUACGUAUUCUUCAAGGAACGAAACAGCAAGAAGAGGCUGAAGCUGAUACUGCCGGUGCUCCACAGUAUUUUCCAACUGGCGCAGUACAUCGUCGUAUUGAGCAAAAUGAAGAAUAUAAGAGUGGCGUUGGACGAUAUAAGGAACGACUGGUUAGACACCACAGAAGAAAAUCGGCAGUUCUUCCGCGAGUGCGCCAAGGUCGGCAACAAAAUAAUAUCCAUACUGGUCAUCGGCGUGUGGGGUGGAGGUGUCGCUUUUCGAAUUAUGCUCCCACUUUUGAAGGGUAGAAUCGUUCUACCGGACAACACGACCGUGAGACUGUUACCCUGUCCAAUAUACCUUCCGUUUGUCAACGAACAAGUAACUCCAUACUACGAGAUAAUCUUCACACUGCAAACGUUGGGUGGUAUCUGCAACUAUAUUGUAGUCACAAGUAGCACUGGGAUUAUUAUGAUGAUUUCCUUGCACAUGUGCGGCUUAAUAAGGAUCCUAAGGAAGAAAAUGAUCGACCUUACCGAGAAAUCGGACGUCAACGAGGUGACGAUCCAGAGGAACAUCGUUACCAUCGUUGAAUAUCACACGAAAAUCAGAACAUUCUUCUUUAACGGACAAACGAUUACAGAGUAUAUUUGCUUCAUUUCGAUCGCUAACAGCGUCCUUCUUAUGUGUCUGCUGGGAUAUGGCAUAAUACUGGAGUGGCAAAAUUUCAAUGCCUCUGCUGUGGUGGUGUAUCUCAUACUGAUUUCAACGUUCCUGUUCUCCUCCUUUAUAAUAUGCUCCAUUGGCCAAAUUCUUCUCGACGAAAGCGAUAACUUUGCCCAAACAUGUGUCACGUUGGACUGGUACAAUUUUCCGCCGAAGAAGGCCCGCUACUUGAUAUUAAUAAUCAUUAUGUCAAAUUAUCCGAUCAAAUUGACGGCGAUGAAAGUUGUCGACAUUUCGUUAUCUACUUAUACCAAUUGUGGUGUAAAAUGUGGUUCUGCAGCCAGGCCUAAUAAAACGUAUAAACGUAAUGUGAGAGCCGCAUCUCUGGGCAGUACCGUUAGGCCCAUAAAGUACUUGCAAAAAUUACUUUAUGGGAUUGACUAUCGCUCAACGACACAUUUCGGCCUGAAAUGA
Frieseomelitta varia is the source of this 1487-nucleotide messenger RNA. RefSeq lists its product as uncharacterized. Bases 165 to 1487 code for a protein of 440 amino acids. The transcript has 5 exons. The record is from RefSeq and is a predicted model, not a curated record. Gene Ontology annotation, molecular function: odorant binding; olfactory receptor activity. NCBI's taxonomy places the organism in Eukaryota, Metazoa, Arthropoda, Insecta, Hymenoptera, Apidae. Gene Ontology annotation, cellular component: plasma membrane. Gene Ontology annotation, biological process: sensory perception of smell; detection of chemical stimulus involved in sensory perception of smell.